Suricata suricatta (meerkat) is the source of this 1725-nucleotide messenger RNA. It is a transcript of the gene CSF2RA, whose product is annotated as colony stimulating factor 2 receptor alpha subunit. Gene Ontology annotation, cellular component: membrane; external side of plasma membrane. Gene Ontology annotation, biological process: cytokine-mediated signaling pathway. Gene Ontology annotation, molecular function: cytokine receptor activity; protein binding. The coding region runs from base 343 to 1647 and encodes 434 amino acids. The record is from RefSeq and is a predicted model, not a curated record. The transcript has 12 exons. Lineage: Eukaryota; Metazoa; Chordata; Mammalia; Carnivora; Herpestidae.
GGUGGGAGGAAGAAGGGAAGGAAGGAAGGCACAUGGAAAAGAUGGAAGGAGGCAAGGAAGAGAAAUGGGAAGGGAGGACAUUUGUGGCCACCUGUUCCGUCAGCCCCCAGAGAGCUAAUACACCAAGAGAAGAGAGGGAGUGUUUAGAAAAGAUAGAUUCUGUAAACACAAGGAAAUUACAGAAAAAACUAUCAUGUGAAAUAAGAGACAGAGAGAGAAACAUUCGAGAAAAGAUAAGGCGUUGAAAGGAUGAGGUCAAAGGGAACACACAGACAUGAAGAACAAUGGAGGCACUAAGUGGCGGAGAGGGAGAAAAAUACUUAGAGACGUAAGACCUUCCUUAUGAGUGACAACAAAAAUAGCCAAGGAAGGACCCAGAAAAACUACCACCAGGGAGAUGGGCCGCCUCGCUGCCUCGGCCGCCCCACAGGACCCCUGGCCACGACCAUCCUGCUCUGCCUGCUGCUGGACCGAGCGUCCGCCCUGACUCUGGAGCCCACGGAUCUUCCCCUCGUGGAAUGGGUCCCCAGCCUCCAUAUGAAGUUCAACCCCAGGACGAUGGAGCUGAGCUGGGACUGUACGGAAAACACGACCUACCUCGAAUGCGUGAUGAUCCACAAGGAGAAGGGAGAGGUCAGAAAAAAGCCCAAGAGCAAAGAAUGUCACUGCAAGUUUCGGGAUUAUUGUCUCCACGGGGGAGUCAUGUUCAUGGUUACAGUAAACAGCACCCAAAGACCGAUUCCAGAAAAACUGGUCUACACUAAUCCAGGUGGCCAGGGCACAGCUGCCCAAAACUUCUCCUGUUUUAUCUACGACGCGACCUUCAUGAACUGCACCUGGGCCAGAGGUCCGGCUGCUCCUGACGACGUCCAGUAUUUUUUGUACAUUCAAGACUCCAAGAGAGAACGGGAGCAGGAGUGUCCUCAGUACAUCGCAGACUCGGGGACCCACGUGGGAUGUCACCUGCGCGACCUGUCGGGGUUGAGUUUCCACAACUACUUCCUGGUCAACGGUACCAGCCGCACAUCGGGAAUCCAGUUCUUUGAUGCCAUUCUGUCCACGAAAAAAAUAGAGGUGUACAGCCCGCCCGGCAACAUCAGCGUGAGCUGCAACGCCUCCCACUGCCUGGUCGCCUGGGAGCCGCCGCGGACGCGCCAGGCCCUGUCCGGCCGGGACCUGCAGUACCAGCUGCUGAUCCGCCGACAGAACAGCAAGGAACAGAGCGGAAAACAGCUGAUCGACGUAUCCGGCGAUUCGGAAAAUAAAUACCACUUCCCGAGCCCGGAGCCCAGAGCCAAGCACACCGUGAGGAUGCGGACCGCGGACACCCGCGCCCAGCGCUGGGGAGCCUGGAGCGCGCCCGUGGAGUUCGGCUCCAUGGACCCCACCCCCGGCCUCGUGCACGUGUACGUGCUGCUGGUUCUGGGGACCCUGGUCUGCGCCCUGAUCCUCGGCUGCCUUCUGAAAAGGUUCCUCGCGUCGGAGACCUUGUUCCCCCGGAUCCCGCGCAUCAAGGACAAGUGGACCGACGGCCAUCAGACUGACCACCAGAUCAUCUGGGAGAAGUUCACCUCCGAUACAGAAAAGACUGACCACGAAGAGAUCGUGACCGUGGAGGAAAUCUCCGUUGUCCCGGCAAGCACGUGAACCCAAGAUGCUUGUAGCCCUGGAACAUUCUGGAAGCCUUUUUUUCUUUUAAUCAUUUGAACACUUAUUUAUAUAGCA